Molecule: messenger RNA, 8606 nt
Organism: Brassicogethes aeneus
Lineage: Eukaryota; Metazoa; Arthropoda; Insecta; Coleoptera; Nitidulidae
Source: the annotation of a GenBank genome assembly
AUUAAAUAUUAAAAGCCUUAUCAUAAUAUCCAUUGCAAGGUGUAGCUACUAAGAGAGCUAUUCACCUUAAUUAGUAAAGUGAAAAAACGGCUUUGGCCGUCAACAAAAUGAACUUUAAGUUGUUAGUAAUAGUGUUUUGCAUAUGGGCUAAAGUAUUAGCCCAGGAUACAGACGUUGAGACAGUUUUGGACUCCAAAAAUGAGUCCACGGAACAGCUAAGCCCUGUUGAAGAACUACCUCCAGAGGAAAACCCAAAAACCGACAAAAUAGAACCCGACCCCACCCCUCAGUCAUCACCUGAAAAUGUCGAUAUCCCUAUUGUGCAAUCAAAUCCAGACAUAGAAAUUAGUGACCCUAUGACCAGCAAUGUGGCUCCACUGAACAGUGAUUUGAUUGGUGACAGGUCGAAUCCUUACAUAGUCACCGAGACCCGUUUGGCCGACGUUAGAUCGCAUUUUAUGUACCCUUAUUACAACGAGGGCGGUGAUAUUGAUAACAUGGGGGAUUAUCAGAGAGCUAUACAGCAGAGCACGAGUCAGAUUUACAAGAAUUUGAAUUUCCAGCUGCCCUUUUUCGGGUUCAGAUUUAACUACACCAGGGUCUCCCUAAACGGUUACUUGGAGUUCAGCGAUCCGCCCCCCAGUUACGUUAACUACCCCUUGGUGUUCCCCAACAAAAACUGGCCCAAAGAAAACGACCCCUCUUUCAUAGGCAUAUUCAUGUCGAAAUGCAGAGUCGGAACUAUAUACCCCGAGGACGUCGACCAAAGAACACCCGGUGUAUAUUUCAGAAUGGAACGCGACUUACGUGGCAGAUACGAUAAGUUGGGAGUUGAGCUCUACAACAGACUUAAAUGGGACAUCAGGGAAGGCGUUGUGGGGUCGGAAACCUUCGACCCAAAACACAUGAUCAUAGUUACCUGGAAAAACGUCUCGUUCAACGGAGGCUGGGGAUCCAACGCCCUCUACAAAACAAACACGUUCCAGAUGGUACUAGCAACCGACGAAGUGUUCACCUACGCCAUCUUUAAUUACAAACAACUCGCUUGGACCAGUCACACUGAAGCAGGCGGUUCAACUGACAAUGGUGAGGGUGGUACGUCAGCAUACGUAGGUUUCAACGCCGGAAACGGAACCAGAAGUUACCAGUACGUACCGUACAGUCAAGCGUCCGUUAUUAGAGAUUUAACAUCUACAGGGUGGGCAAACGGAUUCCCCGGAAGACAUAUUUUUAGGAUUGACGAGAAUAUUAUGCUGGGAACGUGUAACAAAGAUAUAGAUGGGGCAAAUUUGCCUCUGGUUUUUGCGCCGGAGAGUGGAAAUAUGUUGGGUGGCACCGUGGUUAAUAUAACAGGGCCUUGUUUCAAUGAAAACGUUCAAGUUAGAUGCGUUUUCGAUGUCGGUAAUGUUGUAGUGGGUAAAUAUAUAUCCAAAAAUAGGGUUAUAUGUGUACAACCCAGGAUGUACAUCGAGGGUUGGAUAGAUUUGGAAAUAUCGGUCGGAAAUGCUCCUUAUAAGUACAAGGGAAAGUAUUACAUAGAAAAUCCUGCUGCUGCAGCUCAAAAAAUUUUCUUCAAAGAUUUAAAACACACGGAAAAAUCACCGGCGGAAUUUUUGGUCACAUGGGAAAAAUACAAUUUAACAACGAACGAAAACGCGAACGUUAGAAUGUCGUUAUGGGGUUAUCGCGAGGUUAAUAUAAAACCGGACUUUUUAUACAUAACUGAGUUGAGUAGUAACGUGCAAAACUCUGGAUCUUUCAACAUCGUACCGUCACAGUACAGAAAUAGAAGAAACGAUUUUCUAGACGACAUCACCUUCGGUUUCAUACAAAUCAAUCUAACCGACACGAUAACCGUAAAAAAACCCGAUGGUUCGGUUUUCAGUGUCGAAAUAGAACCCGUGAUAUGGAGCAGACCUAUCCCGUUAGCGUGGUAUUUCAACGGCCAGUGGGAGGACAAAUACGGUAAAAGAUGGGUUGAAGCCCUGUGCGACAACUGGCUUAAAAACGACAGAUACCUGAAAAAUUUUGCCCACGAGUUGCCGCAAUGUCCAUGCACCUUAGAACAAGCUUUAAUCGACAAAGGAAGGUUUUUGCCCGACUUGGAAUGCGAUAAGGACACAAAUAGGGAUUGUCCUUUCAAUGAUAAGGCUGAGCACUGCGUUAAAACUGGAUCUCCAACGUUGCCAGAUGUAACAUUAAAUAUUCAUCAAACUCAACCUUUUAUUGUACACAGGGUUGAGGGAGCUGAACAGCAAUGUUGCUACGACAAAAACCACUACUUAAUGAUGUCCUAUGAUCAGCAAUGGGGUUCCACACCUAGACGUUGCCAUAACUUAGGUUACCUCCCAUGGAAUGAAGCUACAAAAGUCCCUACGUUGUCUCAAUGGCAAUACGAUGUAAUGCCAAAGUACAUGUGUUGUUUGUGGCAGGAAGAACAGGCUGUCGGUUGCGAGACUUUGCGUUUUGAACGAAGACCCACGCAAGAUUGCGUAGCAUAUCAAGCUCCAGGUAUAGCUGGUAUCUAUGGCGACCCCCACAUCAUCACUUUCGAUGAUUACCCUUACACUUUUAACGGCAAAGGAGAAUUCGUAAUUCUAAAAACAGUUUCGAAGACGAACAACCUGGAAAUCCAAGGCCGGUUCGAAGAAAUGCCAAUGAACGCAUACGGUGACGUCAAAGCCACCCAACUUUCCUCCGUGGUUGCCAAAGGUAACUCUUCAACCAUCAUCGAAAUCCGCUCCAGACCUCGAGAAGCCAGAUGGCGCUACCGUCUGGACGUUCUGGCCAACGGCAAACAAAUUUACUUCGACAGACCAUCGUUGAAAUUCCAGCACUUCUCCGGUGUCACCGUAUACACCCCCACUUACAUCUACAACCAAUCCGAAGUUGUUGUUAUGUUUGAUAACGGAGCCGGUCUGGAGGUCAUCGAAAAUGAUGGAUUUUUGUCCGCCAGAGUCUAUCUACCCUGGAGUUUUAUUGUAAGUAAACUUACCGUUUUAUUACCCACACCUUACCGCUUAUUGUUUCAACUUACCGCUUUAUUGUCCAUGCCUUACCGUUUAUCGUUAAAUUUACCGUUUUAUUGCACACCUUACCGUUUAUUGUUUAAACUCACCGUGUAUUACAAUAAGAAUUGUACAAUUCAGAACAAGACUAGAGGCCUGCUGGGAAACUGGUCCUUCAAUCAGCUCGACGAUUUAGCCUUACCGGACGGCAGGAUAGUCUCCUUACCGUCCAAAGAUGAGGAUCAAAAAAGGCUGUACGACGAUUUUGGUCUGAAAUGGAUGUUGGACGAUAGCGACGUCCCCGAUGUCGGACGCGCCAUGUUUUACCGCGAAUUCGGCAGGUCUUCUUCCACCUACAACAACAAAACUUUCGUACCCGAGUACAAGUUUAAGCCUGAAGAUAUCAUACCGGCGAAUCGGUCCAAGUUUAUCGAAGAUGCUUACCAAAUAUGCUUCACGGACAACAGAGAGUGCCUCUAUGAUUAUUCGGUGACGUUGAAUAGAGACGUGGCUCAUUUCACGAGUAACUACAAGGCGACUAUAUUAAAAAUGAAGGAGAUAAGUCGGGACAAAAUUAUAUCUUGCGGUGUCCUGGAAACGCCAAGGUUCGGUAGAAAAAAUACUUACCUCUUUACUCCGGGUACGAAGGUUACUUAUGAAUGUAAUACCGACUUUAUUUUGGUGGGAGACCCGAGAAGAACUUGCUUGCCGAAUGGUAGAUGGGACAUACCGAAUUACGGAUACACUGAGUGUUUACGUCAGCAGGAGUACUCCUCUAGGACCGCAGCUACGACUUGGGGAAUAAUUCUGGCGAUUCUCAUACCAUUAAUUUUGUUGUUACUAUACGGGGCGUGGAGAGUUUACCAAAACUACGUCGACACCGACGAUACUACGUGGAAGUACGACCCUGCGUCUCGUAGGGCCUCUAGCGUGCAAAAACUGAACACCAAGGCGCCUGUGGAAGAAUCGGAGGAGUACGAAACCGAUUAUGACGAUGCCGAUGACGAGGAAGUCAAACCGAGAUUAAGAAGCAACUCGCAGACGUCCAAGUCCAGCAAUAAACGUAGGAGCUACGAAAAAAGCUACAAAACCAACGAGCCCAUAAAGGGUCUUCCAGAGACUGAUUUUGAGGAAAAACCAUGGGACCCCGAGGUCGACGGCAGCGUCUUGUCGAGCCCCAUGUCAUCACCCAUACAAAGACCGCCACCUUUGACUUUACCGCAGAAAAAACCCACCAGAUAUAGCAGUCAAAGCCAACAAGAAUAUUCCCAAAGACAAGCAGGCUACGCCUCUGGCUUCUCAUUGGCCAUCAUAGUGCCCUUGGUGAUACUUUUUGUUUUUAUUGCUUACAAAUGGCUGCAAAAAAAACAAAAGGAGCGCGACGAGGACGAAAAUGACGUGCAAGUGCAAAAAUUGCAAGCGCAAAGUAGGUCCCGAACUAAAUUAAAUACAAAUUAUUCUGACAAUGACGAUGAGGAUGACAGUAUUAAUAAGUCUGGAGUGGGUCUACAAAGUCCAGAACCGGACUCUGAUUUAGACAAAAAAUCAACAAUCAAAAAAGAAUAUCGGCAUUUAGAUCGUGUUUCGUGGCCAGGAAAACCGCAAAUUCCGGUUAAUCGGCUGUUAACAGUGCUUAACGAGAGUUGCCGAAAGUUACCGAAAGAUCCGUGGAAAGACCUUCUGUCAGUGUUCCUACAAACAACAAGCUACGGCCAGCACUUGAAAAGAAGAAGAAAAGAAAGACAAAAACAAAAAGCAAGAAACAGUGUAAGGAAGGAAGAAAGAAAGGAAAGAGAAGAAGGGGUAGAAAGAUCAGAACAGUUGUUGGCAGAAAUUUUAGCAGUGGAAGGGGUUGUGAGUCACGCCAGUAGAAGGAGUGGAGGUGUGAGAUCAGGAACUGCGACAGUGGUGAGUUCAAUUGGUUCUCGCGUAGUCCCACUAAGCACGACGGAGAGCCCCAGGCAAACGGGGCCACAAGCUCGUGUCUCGGGGAAGGACUGUGUUCCCCCCGCCAAGCGACGCUGGGUCCCACCAUCAACUUUGCGACAUCAGGAUGCACUCACUCCCGAAGCCCGCAACGAUCAGGUGUUCCGCAAGGUGCGCGGCAUCCUCAACAAGCUCACGCCCGAAAAGUUCAAGAAGCUGAGCGACGACCUGCUGCGCAUCGAGCUGCAAUCGUCCGUAAUACUGCGCGGAGUGAUUUACCUGAUCUUCGAGAAGGCCUUGGACGAACCGAAGUACUCGUCUAUGUACGCGCAGCUGUGCAAGCGGCUGACGGAAGAGGCGCCGAACUUCGAGCCGGAAGGCAUCCCGUGCACGUUUCGCCUGCUGCUGCUCAACAAGUGCAAGUUGGAGUUUGAGAACAGAGCGAACGUGUACGAGAAUGCGUGCGCGAGCGACGCGCAGGCGCAGACCCUCAGCGAGGAGGAGGAGGAGCGGCGCUACCUCGCCAAGCGCAAGAUGCUCGGCAACAUCAAGUUCAUCGGCGAGCUGGGCAAGCUCGAGAUCCUCAGCGAGAGCAUCCUGCACAUCUGCAUCAGAGAACUGUUGGUGCGCCGGGGCGAGGAUCCCUCCGAGGACCUCGAGUGUUUGUGCCAAAUCCUGCGGACGUGCGGCCGCGUCCUCGACUCCAGCAAGGGCAAGAACCUCAUGGACCAGUACUUCGAGCGGAUGCGCCAGCUGGCCGACAACCAGGACCUCAACUGCCGCAUCCGAUUCAUGCUCAAGGACGUGCAGGACCUCAGGCACGACGGAUGGGUGCCCCGCAAGGCCACCCAGGUCGAGGGACCGGUGCCCAUGAGCCAGAUCAGACCCCAGGAAGACGACAGAUCCAACCAGUCCUACAGAAGGUCCAGAUCCGACCGGAAUUCCGGCGAUCCGGUCCGGCCAGCGGCCGAAAUUCCGGUUCCGGCAGGAUCGGCAAAAUACCCGAUCCGGGACAGAAACAACCACCACGACCGCGACAACGACCGGUCGAACCUCAGCGAGCUGUUCCGGCACCCGCUGAAGACGCGCACCGGCUUCGACGACGUCCUCAUGGGCAUCAACCUCUCCUCCUCGCCGAACCUCAUCCACUCGAACGCCAACAACCAUCCGUUCCAGGCGAACGGCUUCGGAGGCGGCGGCGGUGGCGGGGGUGGAGGCGGCGGCGGCAACCAGCGCGAGGGCUCCUACAGAGGGCACAACAACCAGCGCUCGGGCGCCUACAACAACUACAACAACCAGCGCGGCCAGUACAACAGGAACAUGCAGAACAACUCGCAAUACAACAACCAGAGCAAAAACAACGACCUGGCGCCCAGGUUCAAGAAGAACCUGAUCGUCUCGAAGGAGGAGAUGAGCGAGGUGGAGCUGCGUCCGACCACCAUGCUCUUCAACAAGGCCUCCGUGAAAUCGAACAACAUAAUGAACAGCCGCAGCAUGGAGCCGCAGCUGACCACCAACAACGUCAAGCAAUCGUCCUCGUUGGUGAAGGAACCGCUGCCGAUAAAGCAGGUGCCGCUGGACAAGCCCAAGCAGUCGAAAAAGGACAAGGGGCCCAACAAGGAGGAGAUCCUCAAGAAGUUCGGCACCCUGCUGGAGGAGUAUUGGCGCGGCGACGUCGACCUCAAGCAAGCGAUAAACUCCUACAAGGAGCACAAGGUCCCCGACAAGUUCGCCAAGGACCUCGUCCUCAACGGCCUCACCACCGCGCUGGAAAAAUCCGACGUGGAGCAGGAGAAGCUGAUCAAGUACCUCAGCAACCUGAAGGAGGAGAACGCGGUGAGCGGGCACUCGGUGCAGGAGGCGUUCAAGUCGCUCUGCUGCGUGCUCGAGCAGCGCGACAGCGAGCAAACGAAGGCGACCACUUCGGCGUCGGUGCUGCUCGCGAUGGCCAUCGCCGAGCAUCUGGUGCUGCUCGGCGACGUCGCCCAGCUGACCGACAACGGCACGCACUACCCGCUGUUCCUGUCGGUGCUGCAGUACGUGCACAAGAAGCGCGGCCGCAGCGAGCUGUCCGAGCUCUUCAACAAGAGCAAGGUGAACCUACUGAAUCAACUUCCGGAAAGCGAGCGCAGCAAGGAACGUCUCGGCGAGAUCCUGGAGGAGAGGGAGCUGACGUUCCUGUACCCCCUGCUGCGCAUCCAGGCCGACCUGGGCAGGCAGCUGCACGCCGAUCCGAACCCGUCGAACUUCUACAAGUGGAUCAAGGAGAACCUGGACGCGAGCACGUUCACCGACCCUGGCUUCAUCAACGCCUUGAUGACCGUUUUGCUCAAGUACAUCGCCAACGAGGCGUCGUCGGCGUCGGCGGCGGCCUCGAACGCCGACGAGAAACAGAUAACCGAGAAGGAGAAGGGCAUGCUGGUGCGCUACCAGCCGAUCCUGCACGCGUUCCUGCGCGAGCGGCCCUCCCUGCAGCUGGUGGCCGUCUACUCGUUGCAGGUGCACUUCCACGGGCUCGGCUUUCCGCGCGGUCAGCUCCUGCGAUGGUUCAUGGCGCUCUACGACCUGGAGAUCGUCGACGAGGAGGCCUUUCUCAACUGGAAAGAGGACGUCACGGACGCCUAUCCGGGAAAGGGACAGGCGCUCUUCCAGGUGAAUCAGUGGUUGACAUGGUUGCAGGAAGCAGAGUCGGAGGAAGAAGAGGGUGACGAGUAGUAGAUGAAUAAUAAAAAAAUAAAUAAAUCACAAAAAAAGGACAGAUUGAUUUAGGAAACUUUUACAUAUUAUUAAUUAAGCUAUUAAAAAUAUACAUAAAUAUGCGCAGUGACUGGAUGUCCUGUUUUCUAAAAAACAUCUGAUACAACCAACCACAAUAUAAAUGUUUAUGAUCGUAUUUCAUAAUAAUUAUAAUUUUAAAUUAAUUAAUUUCGACUGAUGCUUGCAUUCGGUCUCUAUAUAUAUUUUUUUGUUGGUCGUCUGCUAGUGAAAUUGUUCAUAGGUUCAUAUUGUGUGUGAAUGAAACGAUUAAUUAUAUUAUUAUAUUGAUUACCUAAUUAUUGGAAACGUAAAUUUUUAUUUUAAAAGUGAUGUAGAUCUGUAAGUUUAUAUGAUUAAAAUAACACCCCCAACCAUUUUGAAUGUGUACUGAUUUUAUAUGGUACUUUGCACUUACAAUAAAUAACACAGGCCGACAAAAUAAAUUUUCCCUUUUCUGCAGGGCAGCCAACAACUUUUCCACGAUAAUUCGGUUGCUUAAAUUACCCUAGAAAAGUUGUUGGCUACCCUGCAGCAAAAUGGGUGUUGACCAGUGUAAAAUAAAAACUCGACUAUCCAGUUCGGGGCCUUGAGUCACCCAGAAUGCUGCUCUCAACUCAUAACCUCAAUUUUUUCACUCCAACUUGCAAUCACUUGAAAUUGGCAUUCCCAACUCGGCUCCGAACGAAAUAUAUUGAGCUUUGAAACUAUAUAUACUUUUAUAAAAUGUGUUCUGAUUUUGUAAUAUUUUAUGUCAACUACUGUAUUUUCUCAAGUAUUUUGUUACAAAAAAAUAGUUCAUUUUCCUAUACACUUUAGAUUAGUCAAUGUCUCACUAAAAAAAAUAAACAUGUACUGUGAAAGUUUGUGUUAAUAAAUUAUUCGGUGGUAUUUUGCUAUCGAUGUAAAUUUUAAAAA